Messenger RNA from Aspergillus heteromorphus CBS 117.55, 530 nucleotides. RefSeq lists its product as uncharacterized. Lineage: Eukaryota; Fungi; Ascomycota; Eurotiomycetes; Eurotiales; Aspergillaceae. The transcript has a single exon. The record is from RefSeq and is a predicted model, not a curated record. The coding region runs from base 43 to 330 and encodes 95 amino acids.
GUCGUUUCCCACGGCUGCCAACAGCUUUGGGUAACCCGUCACAUGAGCCCUGAUUCGAUGCAACUUAUGCAUGCACGAUACAGUCCAAACCGUCGUCGUCGUCGUCGUCGUCGUCGUCGUCGUCGGAGCACCACCGGAUCCCCCGUCCAUCUCGCAAAUUCGCGAUCAAUGCCCUGUCAAUGCCAAUACCAACGCCAACGCCAAUGCUCAAAAAUCCCACUCCUUCGUACUCGUGGAAUCCUUUCGCCCGCGCAUUUUCCUCUUCCAUCCCUGACUCACGCUCUAGCCCUUCGACCCAUCCCGCGUGCUCUUGGCUUCAGUCGCGCUUGACAAAGUGGCUCUGUCCCAGCCGAAAGAGUGGUCUUGGCCCGUACCUCCACCCAUCUCCACAACGGCGUGCUUGUGUGGUGUGGCUGUGGCUGAGCGCCAGAAUGGCUGUGUAUGACUGACUGACUGACUGUAUGUCAUCGGUCGUUGGAGUACUACGUAGGUAGAUGUCAUAUUGACCACUACAUCGUACUAUCCAUCUA